AUGACAUCAUCCGCAUUGAGAGUUGGCUGGUAUGGCCUCGGGUCGAUGGGGCUAGGAAUGUCGCUCAACCUCCAAAAAUAUCUCAAGAGCAACAAUCUAUCGCCACUUCUUUACAGCAACCGCACUUUGUCAAAGGGUAGUCUUCUUCGCGAUGAAGGAGCCGUACCCGAAGAGAAGUUCGAAGAUCUCGUCCAAAAUUCGGACGUUAUUUUCACAAUGAUCUCCAUGGACGACGUCCUAAUCGAACUGCUAAACAAGGCGUUAGUCGCGGGCGACGCAUUGAAAGGCAAAAUCUUCGUAGACACUUCUACUAUUCAUCCAGACACGUCGGAAUGGGCCACAUCGCGCCUCAGUGAACAUGGCGCAGCAUUUAUAGCAGCUCCAGUUUUUGGUGCUAGUACCGUGGCAGCCGCCGGCAAGCUGAUUUUCGCGGUUUCUGGACCUGCUAAGGCAGUUGAAACAAUCAGACCACUUCUCAAGGACGUCAUGGGACGCAGUAUCAUCAACAUGGGGAAAGACGUGCGGAAAUCCAGCCUUCUCAAAAUAUCUGGAAACAUUCUUGUGAUCAGCUUCAUGGAAGUGAUUGCCGAAGCACAGGUAUUUGCCGAAGUCACAGGGAUUGGCAAUCAACAGCUGGAGGAGUUCAUUGGCAAUAUGUUUGGUCCUGUACUCGAAAGCUACUCAAAGCGUAUCACUACUGGGGCGUAUGCACCGCCGUUGGAUACAUCUCCCGGGUUUGCAGCGGCUCUUGCAAGCAAAGACAUGAAACACGCUCUAUCCAUUGCUGCCAGUCAUGCAACUCGUCUUCCAACCCUCGAAGUUGCAUCAAGCCGUCUUACAUCAGCACGAGAAUAUGCUGGUGAAUGCUUGGAUAGUUCAGCCAUUUAUGGAACAGGGCGAUUGGAAGCGGGUCUACCUUUUUGGAGCGAAAAGAGUCGACAGGGAAAUUGA
Molecule: messenger RNA, 951 nt
Organism: Penicillium waksmanii
Lineage: Eukaryota; Fungi; Ascomycota; Eurotiomycetes; Eurotiales; Aspergillaceae
Product: NAD(P)-dependent oxidoreductase
Exons: 4
Coding region: 1-951 (316 amino acids)
Molecular function (GO): oxidoreductase activity, acting on the CH-OH group of donors, NAD or NADP as acceptor; NAD binding; NADP binding
Source: RefSeq, a predicted model, not a curated record